UUAAAUACAACAUAGGAACCUCACUAAUGCAAACUGAAACUUUGUCAGUCUACUUCCUCUUCUGGCUAGAUUUACAGCAACGCCAUCAUAACUUUUCACGCUCUCAGUGCAGUUUUCACAGUCUCUCAGUGCUGUGCACAGAAAUGGACAACAGUGCUCAAGGUGGUAAAGCAUAUGGUCUUCUAAAGUCUCAACAGGAAGAAAAACUCAACUCCAUCAAUGAGGCUUUUCUCUCAGAUCCCCAAUAUGCAGAAGAGGAAGACCUUGCCUCAAAGCUUGAAAUGUUCAAAAAAAAAUACAUGGAGUUCGAUCUUAACGACAAAGGAGAGAUAGAUAUAAUGGGGCUGAAGCGAAUGCUGGAAAAACUGGGACUCGCCAAGACCCACUUAGAACUGAAAAAGAUGAUGUCAGAGGUGGUUGGAGGGACAUCGAAAGACACUAUCAGCUACAAUGACUUCCUGAAUAUGAUGCUGGGGAAAAGAAAUGCAAUACUAAAACUGAUCUUGAUGUUUGAAGGCAUGGGAAAGGAACAGGAGCCGAAAAGCACUGGACCACCUCAACGCAAAACCUUUUCAGACCUGCCCUGAAAGAGCUCUCCAUCCUAAAUCCAUUGUUUGCAAAGGACUUUGAACUGCACUAACCUGUCUGAAAGGUGCUGGUGAUACAACAAAGUGUGAUUGAUUGACUGAUUGAUUUUCAGAUUUAAACAUCACCUAAAUGCCUUAAAAUCCAUGUCAGUAGGGAAACAAAUCUAAACAUCUUGUAAAAAAUGUUAUUAAAUAAUGGAAUCUUGAUAAAA
Molecule: messenger RNA, 799 nt
Organism: Lates calcarifer (barramundi perch)
Lineage: Eukaryota; Metazoa; Chordata; Actinopteri; Centropomidae
Product: allograft inflammatory factor 1
Exons: 6
Coding region: 27-587 (186 amino acids)
Biological process (GO): ruffle assembly; actin filament bundle assembly
Cellular component (GO): ruffle membrane; actin filament
Molecular function (GO): calcium ion binding; actin filament binding
Source: RefSeq, a predicted model, not a curated record